Messenger RNA from Uloborus diversus, 1660 nucleotides. RefSeq names its product cytochrome P450 2C44-like. Gene Ontology annotation, biological process: xenobiotic metabolic process. Lineage: Eukaryota; Metazoa; Arthropoda; Arachnida; Araneae; Uloboridae. The transcript has 6 exons. Gene Ontology annotation, molecular function: iron ion binding; heme binding; oxidoreductase activity, acting on paired donors, with incorporation or reduction of molecular oxygen, reduced flavin or flavoprotein as one donor, and incorporation of one atom of oxygen. The record is from RefSeq and is a predicted model, not a curated record. Gene Ontology annotation, cellular component: cytoplasm; intracellular membrane-bounded organelle. Bases 145 to 1584 code for a protein of 479 amino acids.
UCGGUAAUUUUCGUUGAAUCUACACCGCUAAUCUUCAUAUCAAAAAAUGAAAAGUUGAUUGCAUUUGAUUCUUUUUUUCCUUCCUGAUAUGUUGUAUUUAUUUUGCGGUUUUGAUAUUUUUGCUCAGGUGUUCAAGCGGUAAAAAUGUCGAUUGAUCUGCUUUCCACCCAUUUGCUGUAUUCCUGUUUUAUUUUAUUUGUAACAUGGAUGAUUGUGAGUUUGUGGAAAAAGAACAGUAGAUUACCUCCUGGACCUUGGGGCUAUCCGAUCCUCGGCUAUUACCCAUUUCUUACCCAUACACCGCAUCUGCAAUUUACUAAUUUAGCGAAAUCAUAUGGCAAUGUUUUCAGCUUUCGCACAGUUGGAGGGACUCCCGUUGUAAUUUUAAAUGGUGCGAAAUCUAUCAAAGAAGUAUUUAUUAAUAGAUCUGAUGAGUUUAUUGGAAGACCUGUCAGAAAUAACUUGAAUGCUUGGGUUUCUAAAGGAUACGGUAUUACUCAAGAAGAAGGACCGUCAUGGAAAGAACAGCGUCGUUUCUUCCUACAAUCGGCGAAAAACUUCGGUUUCGGCAAGCUGGAAUUGGAAGGUGUCAUAUUGCAAGAAACACGCCAUUUGUUGAAUGACCUUCGAGAAACAGAAGGUCAGCCAACGGACAUGAAGUAUCAUAUUGCUUUUGCAGCAAAUAACGUAAUUUCACAAGUAGUGUAUAGCAAAAAAUACAAUAAAACCGAAUUCAAAAACAUCUGGACUGAGUUACAUUAUAUGACGGAGAUUUUUGCUGGCAGCGCUAUAUUUUUAGUAGGAUAUUUCUUUGAUUUGGCUUUUUGGCUGUUACCAAACAUGAGAAGAAUCCAGAGUGGCAGAGAUUCUAUCCGGCAAAUCACGGACGAGAUUAUCCGUGAGCACGAGAAAAGUUUUGACGCUGGUAAUCCUAGAGAUUAUGUUGAUGCAUAUCUGAAACACAUGGAGGAAUUGAAAAAGAACGGAAAACUAGAAGAGUAUUCAUUCAACAAAGUCAGACUUGAAGCAAAUGUGAUGAACAUAUUUUUUGAAGGCACGGAGUCCGUUAGUGUGGCGACGUUCUGUUUAUUGUCUGAAUUGAGCAAGCGUCCAGACGUUCAGAUUCUAAUCCAAAAUGAACUGGAUUCAGUGAUUGGUCGAGAACGGUUGCCAUCUUGGACGGACCGGCAAAAUUUACCUCACGUUGUGGCUGCGUUUCAGGAAUUAUUUAGAGUGGCAUCACCAUUCUUAAUCACCCCUCUGUACUGCAAUUUCAAUGAGACCACGAUUGAAGGCUAUAAAAUUCCUGCAAGAAGUCUUAUUGUGGCCAACCUCUGGAGCAUUAACAUUGAUCCACUAACUUAUCCUAACCCAGAGAAAUUCGAUCCAGAGAGAUUUCUUGGUAAAGAUGGAAAAAUACUUAAACACGAAGGACCAUUCCCAUUUGGAUUAGGUAAGAGAUCAUGUCUUGCUGAACCUUUGGCGCAUAGAGAAAUAUUUAUUUUCAUUGUUUCGAUUCUGCAAUCUUUCAAAUUACUUCCUGGAGAUACUGAAGACACUUUACGAGUGAUUGCAAGAGACUAGGUGCAUGAGUAUUUCUUAAUUUUUAUUCCAAAUGUUCAAUUUUUCCCCUUAUACUUUUGAAUAAUAAAGUAUUCUU